Asterias rubens (European starfish) is the source of this 854-nucleotide messenger RNA. RefSeq names its product ileal sodium/bile acid cotransporter-like. Gene Ontology annotation, cellular component: membrane. Gene Ontology annotation, molecular function: bile acid:sodium symporter activity. Gene Ontology annotation, biological process: bile acid and bile salt transport. The coding region runs from base 51 to 713 and encodes 220 amino acids. The record is from RefSeq and is a predicted model, not a curated record. Lineage: Eukaryota; Metazoa; Echinodermata; Asteroidea; Forcipulatida; Asteriidae. The transcript has 3 exons.
CUGCAUACUGGCCUUCAUCAUGCUAGCUAUGGGUUGUGUUGUCUCACCGGAUGACUACAAAAGAGUGCAUCACCAUGACAGCCUUCUCAACCAUUGUUGCCAUGGGAAUGAUGCCUCUGAACCUGUUUAUCUACUCCCGAUCCUGGACGAAUGAUGGAGUCAUCAUUCCAUACAGUAGCAUCAUAAUUUCCCUGGUCCUUAUCGUGGUACCUGUCCUCAUUGGUAUGCUUAUAAAGUACAAGAAGCCCUCCUGGUGCCCGAUCAUUACCAAGAUUGCAAGCAUCGCUGGCUUAAUUAACAUUUUGGUCUGCACUAUCUUGAAUGGCAUCAUCAACCCAUCUAUGUUCUUCUCUCCAUGGCAACUGUGGUUUGCUAGUUUCAUCUUGCCACUGCUUGGCUACAUCUUUGGCUACCUGUUGGCUUUCAUCUUUCGUAGACCCUACCCCGAGUGCCGCACCAUCUGCUUUGAAACGGGCGCGCAAAACGUCGGCUUGGCUCUGGCCCUCAUCCUCGUGACCUUCCCAGAUACCACUCUCCUCCGAGAUAUGCUUGUCUUCCCGUCUCUCUACGCACCUUUCUUAGUUCUCCACGGAUGUUUGAUCGUUGCGAUUUACUUGAUUUUUCAAAAGUGGCGUGGACGGCGAGGGAUGGAUAAAUUACCCAACAAGGAGGAAGAGUCUCAGCGAGACGGGGCCUUUGAGAUGCUCAAAUAAUUUAAUCCUCCUAUUCCACUCCCAAAACGUCUCAAAAAUUGAUAAUGACUUUCUGCUGUAAAUAAAAAAUAUGCCAAUUGUGCCCUUUUAGCGACCUUCUUGUAUGUGGUUUUGACUUUUUAACUAAGUUUUGUAACUGGU